CUAUGCCAGAACCUCAUAACCUCAUAAUCUUUUCAUAAUCUUUAAGAAUCGGUACCCAGAAUCGUGUUUCUUGUGUAAUGUAGAAGUAGCUGUUAUUAAUUUGUUCGAAGAAUUUUCAAUUUAUUUAUUUACAUUUAAACUGGAACAAUGCCUAAAGUUCAACGAAAAAAAAGUAAAGUGAAGAUUUUCACGAAGAAGCAACAACCAACCAGGUCUGAAAUUGAAUAUAUUCAGGAAUUACGAGCAAAGUAUAACGAAAAAGUUGACUCGUCAAAAAUUAAAUCAUUUAAAGAUUUUCCAUUAAGUGCUAAAACAUUGAAAGGUCUCAGAGAUGCAGGUUAUAAAGUUCCAACAGAAAUUCAAAAAGAAACUUUAAUGCUAGCUCUCAGAGGAAAUGAUAUAUUAGGUGCCGCUCAAACAGGAUCUGGUAAAACACUAGCUUUUUUAAUACCAUUGCUGGAAAAGUUGUUUUGUGAACAAUGGACUCAUCUUGAUAAAUUAGGAGCUUUAAUAAUAACACCCACAAGAGAAUUGGCACUUCAGAUUUUUGAAACUUUGAAAAAAAUUGGAACUUACCAUGAUUUUUCAUGUGGUUUGAUUAUCGGAGGAAAAGAUUUGAAAUUUGAGAGAAAUAGGAUGGAUCAGUGUAAUAUUAUUAUAUGUACACCUGGUAGGUUGUUACAACAUAUGGAUGAAAACCCUCUCUUUGAUGCUGUGAAUUUACAGAUUUUGAUUCUUGACGAGGCUGAUCGUUGUCUUGACAUGGGUUUCAAAGAAACUAUGAAUGCCAUUAUAGCUAAUCUACCUUUAGAAAGACAAACUUUGCUUUUCUCUGCCACCCAAACAAAAUCUGUCAAGGAUUUGGCCAGGCUUAACCUUAGCGAUGCAUCUUAUGUAUCUGUACAUGAACAUGCAACACAUAGUACACCAGAUAAACUUGAACAAAGUUACACUGUGUGUGAGUUGCAGGAUAAGGUUGCUAUAUUGUGGAGUUUUAUCAAGAAUCAUUUGAAAAAAAAAUGUAUAAUAUUUUUAUCUACUUGUAAACAAGUCAAGUUCAUUUCUGAAAUAUUCUCGAAGAUGAGACCUGGUGUUCCGCUCAUGGCGCUACAUGGAAGACUGCAUCAAAUGAGAAGAAUGAAAAUAUAUGAAGAAUUUACAAGGAAAACUUCAGCUGUUCUUUUUGCAACUGAUAUAGUCGCUAGAGGUCUGGAUUUCCCAGAAGUGCAUUGGGUGGUACAAGUAGAUUGUCCUGAAGAUGCAGAUACUUAUAUACACAGGGUUGGGAGAACAGCAAGGUAUCAUGAAGGGGGCGAGAGCUUGUUACUUUUGAUGCCCUCAGAGUUGAAGAUGCUAGAAGAUCUUGAGAAGAAGAAGAUACCUAUCAAUAAAAUAGAAAUAAAUCGAACUAAAAUCCAUGACCCAUUCAGUAAAAUGGAAGCAUAUAUUGCAAAUGAUACUGAACUACAAAAUACUGCCAAACGAGCUUUUGUUACUUACCUGAAAUCAAUUUUCAAAAUGAAAAAGAAAAAAGAUAUAUUCAAUGUUGAGGCUUUGAAUUAUGACGCCUUUGCACAUUCUUAUGGAUUGGCGACAACUCCACGACUAAGAUUCUUGAAAAAGAAAGAAGAAAAUGAAAAGAACAAAAAGGUUGUCACUAAUCCAAAUAAGAUUGUUUUCAAUGAUGAUGGUAAUCCAGUUGGUAACAACCAACCAAAAGACGAAACCACAAAUCCAAACAAAAUUUACUUCGAUGAUGAUGGUAAUCCAAUCAAAAAUGUGAAGUUUGAAGAAAAUCAAAUAAACCAAAAUAAUAUUGUCUAUGAUGAUGAUGGAAAUCCAAUUAGAGUCAAGAAGGAAAAAGAUGACUCUGAUAUUGAGGAAGAUGAGCUAUAUGAAGAAGUAGAAAUGAAAUUUGACAGUGAUUUGACUUCAAUUUCGGGAGAAAUUCUUCAGGACACAUUCUCAGCACCCCAGAAGAAGCCUAUUACAAAGGCAGCUUUAGCGAAAAAAAUGAUUAAAAACCAUGUUACCAAUAAAAAAAUUAAAUUCAAUGAAGAGGGAGAUGCACUUGGAAAUGGAAACGAUAUUCAUUCAGAUAUUCCAGACUUCUCUCAAAUGCCUGGGAUAGAUAUAGAAUAUUUGAAAAAGAUUUUCCCAAAAAUUGAUGCUGAAGAUAAAAAAAGGGAGAGGGAGAAAAAUAAACAGAAACAUAAGGAACAGAAGAGGAAACUGAAAGAGCAAAACAAGCAAGACCGCGUAGGAGCUGAAAACGUAGAUGACUUUGGAGAGAGUGAAUCAGAGGAUGAUGUAGAUUUAUCUUGGCUUCCUGAUCCUGAUAAAAUUUAUGGUGAUAAUUAGGAAGAUAAAUCAUUGUUGUAAAUAUUUUAUACAUAUUGAGAAUAUAUUGUUAUAAUGAAAA
This is a messenger RNA of Harmonia axyridis, 2422 nucleotides long. Its product is annotated as probable ATP-dependent RNA helicase DDX10. Gene Ontology annotation, cellular component: nucleus. Gene Ontology annotation, molecular function: nucleic acid binding; ATP binding; RNA helicase activity. The transcript is spliced from 5 exons. Lineage: Eukaryota; Metazoa; Arthropoda; Insecta; Coleoptera; Coccinellidae. The coding region runs from base 148 to 2361 and encodes 737 amino acids. Gene Ontology annotation, biological process: rRNA processing. The record is from RefSeq and is a predicted model, not a curated record.